AUGGUCUAUUCCAAGACCCCUCUCAAUCCCUCUGACGUCUUAUCUACCACCAUCUCCAACCACAAUGAGGCAUCUCAUCCAACAAACAUCUAUCUAGACCAGGUCUGCUCCAGCAGUCAUACCAACACCAAUGGAAACAACAUCUCCAGUAGCAACAGCCUGUUUAUUCGAAACUUGGUCAAAAACAACCUGUUUUCAACAAACAGCCACAGCAACAUCAGCAUCAAAUCGUCUUCAAACCACAACAUUCUAUUGCCCAAGUUGCCUGAAAAGCCUCUAAUUGAAAACUCAUCAUUCAAAGUAUAUCUUUUGCUCACUGAAGACAAGUUUUUUCUACAAAACAACAUCUCAUCAAACGCUUCCUCGGUUGUGACCCCAUCCUCGAGAAGAAGCUUGAGAAGACAAGCCAACAGACCAACUACUUCUGCUCCUACUCUAAUUAGCGAGACUUCUGAUAGCAAUGGGAGACCUUCUACGAGCUCAAAUAACAGUGCUACUACAAGUAAUAAUAACAAUAAUAGCUAUAACCAUUUUACUGGGAACGACUUGGAUAUCAACGAAGCCCCACCAUUACUACUAAGAGGCGUACUUUUGGUCAAGAUUUUAAAAAACAAUACAAAAUUAAAACACAUAAAUCUAAACUUGAAGGGUAUUGCAAGAACAAAUUGGCCAGAGGGCAUUCCUCCUAAAAAACAGAAUUUCUUUGAAUCUGAUACAAUUCUCAACCAUUCAUGGCCCUUCUUCAAUUCCUCUCAAAGGGAAUCCAUAAAUUACUCCAAAGGUGGUGCCAACCAUAUAAAUCUACAUAACUCAGAUUUAGAUUCUUUCACUUUGGAUUCCUCCAGAGACUUGAAAUCAACUAGAUCAAAGAUAUUCAACGAAUUAUCCAGCAUUAAAACAAGAUCCAGCUCCCCAUCUUCACGAUUAAACCUCUCUUCAAUCAGAUCCUACAGCUCAAACGACUUAGAACCCUACGUCUUCCAGCCUGGUGACUAUAUCUAUAAUUUUGAACACCCAAUUCCUCAAUCUACUCCAGAAUCAAUUGCCGUAACCUUUGGUUAUAUAAACUAUUUCUUAGAGGUCUCAAUCGAUAAGUUCUCAAAAUUUAAGCUGCCCAUUACCGCUAAGAAAAACAUCUUAUUAAUCAGAACUAAUUCUUCUCAAUCAAUUGAAGACAACCUUGAUCCUAUUCUAAUUAAUAAAUCAUGGGAAGAACAAUUAUUUUACUCGAUCUCAAUUCUUUCAAAUUUCUUGAUUUUAGACUCCUUUUUACCAAUUAAUAUUAAAUUAGUCCCAAAUGAGAAAACCCUCAAAGUUUAUAAAAUCAAAAUCUUCUUGGUUGAGAUCUUGGAAUACUGGUGCAAAAAGAAAAAAGUUCAUAGAUUAGAACCUCAAAAGAAAUACCUCUUAUUGGAACAUAAACCAAAAUCUGGAAAUAAUCUACUAAAAGAUGUUGACGGCGAUAUCUCUUUUGAUAAUAACUUGAUUAAUAGUAUAAAUAUUUCAGCAAACCCUUCUUUAAAAGCGAAUGGCAAAAAUACUUCAAUAUCAAAUGAAGCUCAUAACAAAUUCAAUUUUCCUCAUAAAUUACACUUGCCCAAAGAAAUUAAAGAAAACAAAGAAAAUAAAGAAAAUAAAGAAAACAAAGAAAACAAAGACAAAAAAGGAAAAGGAAAAGGAAAAGAAAAAUCAGAUGCCGAUAAUGAGGAUGAUGAUGAAUAUAUCUCUUCAAAGGAUUUUACUUAUCAACUAUAUGUUCCUGAAACUCCCAGUAAAACUGGCGCAAAAUUGCAUCCUGAUACUCAGUAUGUUAACAUUCAAUGCCAUCAUUGGAUUAAAAUUACAUUAAGAGUCUCUAAAAAAAUUGAGAAUACGGGCUCAUCUAAAGAUAAAAAAAAGGAAACGCCAAAUUCAAAUUCAAAUUCUACUCCAAAUUCUACUCCAAAUUCUACUUCAAAUUCCACUGAACACUCGUUUUUCAGUUCACACCAUAAUGAUUCUCUGAAUAAAUCCGAACCUAAAAUGGACAGAAAACACUAUGAAAUAUCAAUUGAUUGUCCAAUUCAUGUUCUUCAUCCAUUAUGUACUCAAGCGAAUACACUAUUACCUGCCUACGAUGGGCCACGAAUUUCCACAAUUAAUGAAUUUGACACAUUUAAUGAAUUUUAUGGGCCAAAUUUACCUUCAUAUUCAAAGGAAGAACCCAUUUUUCCUAGUGAAAUUCUAGUCAAUCCAACGGAUCCUCUGAAUCCAAAUAUUCCAGCCAUCAAUCUAGAAGAUUCGGCGAUUCCUCUUGUUGAAACCGUUAGUGAAGCUACUGGUGGAGCACACGAAACCAUACUAACCGAUGAUAACAUUAAAUCAACCGCCGAUAACCAUCACUGCAAUGAAUAUACUAGUUUAGGUAAAGAUUUUGGUGGUGAUGAGAUUACAUCUGAUAUGAUAGAGUCUAAUUUGUUUAAACCUUCUCAGAUUAAAUUAGAAAUGUAUUCUUCACAAGCACAGCCUUUAAACAAUCAUUCAAAUGCUUUUUCACCAGUAAUUAGACCUCUAAAUAAUUUAAACUCCCCUAAAUUUGCACCAUUAGAACCCACUUUAUCACCAAAUUUUAGAGCAAUGUCUCCAACAGUUCGAAUUCUUUCUCCUCGUCUACAAGCAAUGUCUCCAAAACUAUCAGCUUCAAGAUCUCCUAGUUUAAGAACAAUUUCUCUGCCAAUUUUAACAGGCUUAUUAUCUCCACGACUUGAAAGCUCUUCUGCAUCAUACUUUCAAAAAAAUGCACUAUCUCCAACUUUAGGGCCUUCAGCACUUGGUGAUUUUUCUCUUUCUUCCAACUUUAAACCUACUUCAAAUUUAAAUUCAAAUUCAAAUUCAAGUCCAAACUCAAACUCAAAUUCAAAUUUAAAUUCUUUUCAAAUUUUAAGAAAACCUUCAAUUAACCCCCCAUCUUUUGAUUUUGCAUUAAAAAAUUUAGAGGCAAACCAAAUGGUCAAAGGAUUUGAAAACUUACCGCCGCCACCGUCUUAUGAUCAAGUCCUUGAAGAAGAAAAGGAAAAAAAAAUAUUGAGAAAAACAAUAAAGACUGAAGAGGAAGAACGUGGAAGAGUACGUCGAAAUUUAAGAGCACCAAAAACUCAGCAUGGAUCACCUUUAUCACUUCGCAAACAAAGAAACUUAGAUUUAUCACCAUCAAGAUUAGAAUUAGAAUUGGAUGAUGAUGAAAAUGAUGUUGCUUCAAGUUUCAAAUUCAGAGGAGCAAGUCCACACCUACCUGAUAGCAUAAUCAGAGCAACUUCUCCUGACGUGAUGAAAGCUAGAAAGAGUUUUUCUCCCUCACCAUCAAGACUAAAUUUUGACCUUGAUAAUGAUGACCAAUUUUCUUACAAUGCUAAAAAGAAUCUAUCGAAUUCGAGUUCCUCUAUGUUUUUGGGUGUUAAUGGAAUGGAUACAAAUAACUCUUUUGAAUUUAGAAGGGGAUCUUUUGGUAGCAUCAAAAGAAUAUCAUCGGAAUUGAGAAGAGUGCAAGAUACAGAUACAAUUCAAAGAUCAUUGGAUGCUGAAGUAGAGGAAAAUUUUAGCAGAAAGAAAGAAUAUAAAGAUAAAGGUAAGAAGAGAGUUAGUUUUGAUGAUUCGAGAAAUAAAUCAUCAACCUUUGAUUUAGCGCUUCCUUCGACUAAAGUCAUCCCACCUACUCCAGAAAACCACUCGCUAUCACCAAAUGUUGAUUUCCUGAAAUCGCUGUUGGCGAUCUUUCCAGAAGAUGAUAUAAUUGCGUCAUCUUUAUCUUCUUUAUCUACUAAUCUUUCAAGAGAAAACUAUAUUGAGAAAAAGCCUUUAUUGGACGAGCUAUCUGAAGUUUCUACUUUAGCAUCAGGAGAUUUUCCACAUCUUGAUAAAGAGAGAUCAUUUGGUGAUUCAUUUAUCAGCCAAGCAGGAGAUAGCACAGAUAUCACUGCAAUGUAUAAAGCAGUUCCUAACGUUUCAGACAAAUUAUGGCAUCCUAUGGCUAAUGAAUCUGCUUCUAUGUCGAUACCAAUAUCGGCUUCAAUCAGCAAUUUUUUACCUAAAAGAAGAAACCGAAACAAUUCCGUUGUUUCAACAUCUUCUUUUGUUUUAGAUAAUAAAGAUGCCAAUAAAAAUGGGGUUUAUAAUUCAUUUUUAAACAAAAAAGUUGGUUCUAACAGAAUAUUUGAUAAUAGCUCGUCCUCUUUGAUAAGUGAUUCAGUUUCAGUUACAACAGUAUCUUCAGGUAGUGCAAAAAGUAUUGGUGAGAAAAUCAGAGCUCAAAAAAAGGCUGAAAAAUCAGAUUUUAACCAGUUUGAACUUAAAUAA
Molecule: messenger RNA, 4332 nt
Organism: Ascoidea rubescens DSM 1968
Lineage: Eukaryota; Fungi; Ascomycota; Saccharomycetes; Ascoideales; Ascoideaceae
Product: arrestin family protein
Exons: 1
Coding region: 1-4332 (1443 amino acids)
Biological process (GO): ubiquitin-dependent endocytosis
Cellular component (GO): cytosol; cytoplasm
Molecular function (GO): protein-macromolecule adaptor activity; ubiquitin protein ligase binding
Source: RefSeq, a predicted model, not a curated record